Molecule: messenger RNA, 682 nt
Organism: Trichophyton rubrum CBS 118892
Lineage: Eukaryota; Fungi; Ascomycota; Eurotiomycetes; Onygenales; Arthrodermataceae
Exons: 3
Coding region: 1-579 (192 amino acids)
Source: RefSeq, a predicted model, not a curated record
AUGCAUCAGCUUCGGUUAAAUGAUGCUGCCAUUUCUUUGCACCGGGUGCUGUCGGCACACGACGGCAAAUCGGGGUUUGUUGCGGUUCCCCAAUCCAGACGGGAUUAUGUAGCUUUCCUCUGGUCUGAUAAGCCAAACCGAGAGAGAGCGGUUCUCAUCGAAAUCUUUUGCGAGGGCUUUCCUGGCGCAACUUUCAAUAUGUCAAAUGUGGUACCAAAUGUUACCCAGAUAGCUGGUGAAACCCAAGGAUCGGGCGCUACUUCAUUUUUGGACCCAGUUUACCUGUUCAAAGGGAAACUCAGAGCUGCUGCAACCCGCAGUAAGUUCCAUGACUCUGCCGACCUACGAUGGCUGGAAACAUACGCUUUGUCGACACUUCAAGCGAAUAAGUCUCAGUUCAGCAGCCUCUAUGUAGGGCUUGCUUUGAAACGCUACCCCGAGCUUCACCACUGCUUCGAGCGUAUUGGUUUGGAUAUUGAUGCUGCCACUAACGCUGCAGCUGCUUACGAUUUGCACCACCUACCACCACCGCAACCAGGUGACGUCCAGAAUGGCUUGCUUGCUACCGGAAACACAUAAAAUUAACAUCGUGAGAACUUAGUUAUCCUGCUUUAUAAGAGAGAUUAGCUGUUUUCUAAGAGAUUGAGUUGUGUUUCGGGACCUUUUUUUCUUUACACAGCGG